This is a messenger RNA of Colletes gigas, 2746 nucleotides long. RefSeq names its product mucin-1-like. Lineage: Eukaryota; Metazoa; Arthropoda; Insecta; Hymenoptera; Colletidae. The coding region runs from base 459 to 2213 and encodes 584 amino acids. Gene Ontology annotation, cellular component: cytoskeleton. The record is from RefSeq and is a predicted model, not a curated record. The transcript is spliced from 19 exons.
GAGGAGAUUCAUGGCGAUAAAUGUGGAGAUACUCAAGACGUUCGAGUAAGUCGUCGCGUUCGAGUUAACGUCUACGUUUUGAUUUGGUCUACCGAGGGGCGCUGAAAUCAUGUAAAUCUCAAGAGAAUACCCUCUUAAGAAUCAUCGGCGAAAAGGAUAAUUAUAAGCGCGGAGCGCAUGCGUUGGAUAUCCUCAAUCACGGCGGAGAUUACUGCUGGGGGUAGUGGGGAUAAGGAAGCACAUGCUGCGAUACCGCAACGUUUAAUCUUCAGUCACUCGAGGAUAGGUCUCAGGUGCAGGCACGUUUUAAAAACUAGUCGGUGCUCUCGCGUUACUUCAACGAACAACUGUUACGACGAAUUUGGAUUCAACUAAUUUAUCUCGCUGAUCCUCGCCAUCAUCGACGGUUUAAAUAAACUUCGUCCUAACUUCCUACAAUCCAGAGGUGUGCGAAGAGUAUGGGCGGCAUGACGCAGAGAUCAUGGACACCCACUAAAAGACGGGGCCCCAUCGCUGCAGAAUAUACCAGUCCAGGCCCAGCUUGUGUAACUUUGCCCCCGCUGAUCGGGAAAACCGUUCCCGAUUCAAAGCGGGGCAGAGCGCCAGCCUUCUCUUUUGGGAGCAGACAUUCGGCAAAAAACAACAGUCCUGGACCAGGCCCUGGUCAAUACAAUGUUUCCGGACUUAGCGCGAAAGGAAAAGAUGCAGCGCCGGCGUCGUCUUUGCACGGCCGCACGAAAUCUACAAAAGAGGAACCGACACCGGCACCGGGCGAUUACAAUCCGGAAAAGGCUGAAAAGGUCAUUCUAGACAGUUCGCCAAAAUUCUCGUUCGGCAUCAAAACGCAAACCGAGAAAAUCAGCUGCACGCCUGCACCGAGCGACUAUUGCACCGAAAAGGUGACUCUCGACAAAGCCCCCGAGUACAGUUUCGGCGUAAAACCUGUAUUGGAGAAACCGAGCGAUAUUCCUGCACCGGGAGCUUAUUGCCCAGAAAAGGUAAGAUUGGACAACGCGCCGCAAUUCACCUUCGGACUUAGACCUCCUCUCGAAAAGCCAAGCGAUACUCCAGCACCUGGCACCUACAGUCCUGAAAAAGUCAACUUGGACAAGGGUCCUCAAUAUAGUCUCACAGGAAAGGGUCGUAUAGAGAAACCGGACAACACUCCUGCGCCAGGUACGUACUGCCCAGAAAACUUAAAAUUGGAUAGGGCACCGCAAUUUUCUUUUGGACUGAGGACCCCCAUUGAGAAAACGAAUGAUACUCCAGCACCUGGUACUUACUAUCCCGAAAAAGUUAAUUUGAGCAAGGGUCCCCAAUAUAGUUUGAGCGGGAAAGCUCACCCUGAAAAACCAAACGAUAACCCCGCGCCGGGAACAUACAGCCCGGAAAAAGUAAAUUUAAAUAGAGGCCCUCAAUUCAGUUUGUCUGGUAAAGGGUUACCAGAGAAACCUAACGACAAUCCAGCGCCGGGGUCAUAUAGUCCUGAGAAGGUAAAUUUAGAUAAAGGGCCUCAAUACAGUUUGUCUGGGCGAGGUACACCAGAGAAACCUAACGACAAUCCAGCUCCUGGCGCCUAUUCUCCAGAAAAAGUCAAUUUCGAUAAGUCUCCCGAGUAUUCUUUCGGCUUAAAGGCAUUCGUUGACAAACCUAACGAUGUACCUGCGCCUGGAAGUUACCAUCCGGAAAAGGUAAAUCUAAACAAUUCUCCUCGAUACAGCUUUGGCGUUAAGACCGAUAUACACGAAACAGAUUCUGUACCAGGUCCGGGCGAAUACAGUCCAGAAAAAGCUAUGCUUUUAUUGGAAACAGCAUUGCGAUUUACUUUCGGUCUCAGGACAAGUAUAAAUAGACCAAACGAUAUUCCAGCACCAAAUGUUUACAACAUUCCUUCUGCUCUUGGUGGAACGAAGGAGGGCAACAAGAAAACGGCACCGGCUUAUUCGAUUUCCGGUAGACAGAAAGUCUUCACGGAUGAUCGUGUUUUGGUUCCCGGACCCGGAACGUACGAAGCCGUAAAGCCGGACGCAGUUAGAAUGAAAAGUCCCGCUUAUAGCAUAAGUUCUCGCUAUCAGCUGCCUGACGAUCAUUCACAGGUUCCAGGACCCGGAGCACACUGUCCAGAAAAAGUAGUUCUUGAUAUCCCUCCAGCACAUUCGUUUGGCAUUAGACACUCACCGUAUAUAUGCAACCUGAAGGACGUUGUUUAUUAACAUGAAAACGUUGUGGGGGUUGGUAUUCGUCAUUAUACUUUAUACUUUAAGAUAGUAAAUUACAUAUCAACGAUAUAACAGAAAUAAUAUUUUAUUGGAAAGUGAUAACAUAACGCGUGGACAAAUCUUUCCUUAACGCUUUGCAGAACUGAUUACAAAAUCUGGUGCUGCUAAUUCAUUAAGUAUGCAUUAAAAAGAAAAGGUAUUUUUAUGAAAAAUAAUAUGCCAUUUAACGCUAUUAUUUGUAUUAGAGAUUAUAAUAAUGCAAUACAUUUUAACAGAGAAAAUUAAUUUUUAUCGUUUACUUUGAGAUUUAUAUUAAGGAUGUUCUGAGAAAUUUUAUGUUGAAAAAGAUUGAGCUAACAAAAUAAAUGUUUAUUUCUUUGUCAAUGUAUCGAAAGCAUUUCAUCAUUGAAUUUUUUACAAUCGGUAAAGUUAUGAUAAAUGUUGAUCGUUAUUAAGUACAUUCAUAAAAAACUUACUAUACAAAACAAAUACUGGAUUGUUAUAUUUGAAAUACAUUGUUAGGAAUA